Rangifer tarandus platyrhynchus (Svalbard reindeer) is the source of this 321-nucleotide messenger RNA. Lineage: Eukaryota; Metazoa; Chordata; Mammalia; Artiodactyla; Cervidae. The record is from the annotation of a GenBank genome assembly.
AUGCACUCUGCGGCCAGAAUGCUGAGAGUCCUCCUCCUUCUCCUUGAUGUUGGGGCCGCUCAAGUGUUAGCAACAGGCAAGACUGCUGGAGCUGAAACUGAUAUCAAAUAUGCCAUCAUCGGGACUGCUGUGGGCAUUGCCAUAUCGGCCGGGUUCCUGGCCCUGAAGUUCUGCAUGAUCAGGAAGCACAUGUUUGAUAACGAUUCCUCUGACCUGAGAAGCACAAACGUGGGCUUCAACGAGACCAUUGCACUAAAGAAGAGAGCUUCAAGGUUAAACCUCAAUUUCUCUGAAAGAAAUGCACAAGUGAUUGAGCUCUGA